This is a messenger RNA of Exophiala viscosa, 1777 nucleotides long. RefSeq names its product Lactonase, 7-bladed beta-propeller-domain-containing protein. Gene Ontology annotation, molecular function: 6-phosphogluconolactonase activity; protein binding. Bases 213 to 1430 code for a protein of 405 amino acids. NCBI's taxonomy places the organism in Eukaryota, Fungi, Ascomycota, Eurotiomycetes, Chaetothyriales, Herpotrichiellaceae. The transcript is spliced from 2 exons. The record is from RefSeq and is a predicted model, not a curated record.
CAAGUGCCAGAAAAGACACCCCAGGCGGCCCGAUAUUUGUAGUCUUUUCGGAUCGGAUAUAGCCCCAAGAACUGACGCCUUACUGCAAAACGCGGGAAAAUACUUAUCUUGCUUUUCGAGUUUGAUGCCCCGGGGCCCAGUCGCUCUAUGACAAGCGCCUUUCGUUAGAGCCGCAGGAUACUUCCUGCCAGGCGGCAACCCUUAUCUCCAACAUGUCUCACCACGACUUCCUAGUCGGCACCUUCAACACCCCCCAGCUCUACACCCUACGCUUCACACCACCCUCUUCUCCCUCACACCCAGGAUCCCUUACCAUCCUUCACACCUCGUCAGCCAUAGGCUCUCACUCAUGGCUACACCUCAACCCGCCCAGACAAGACGGCACCCGUACCCUCUACGCAACAGCCUGGACCGACCCGCCCAGCGUCGUCGCCUAUGCCGUGAAUUCCCCCACACAAAUCUCGCUCCUCGGUAGCGCUGAAACCAACUCACGCAGCGGCUACGUCUGCGCGUCCGACAAAGCAGUCUACUCCGCCGGCGGCGCAACAGGCGAAGUCUUCAGUAUCGACCCCGAAACGGGAAACUUCACAUCUCCAUCACCAUCUUCCCAACAGUCCACCACUGGUUCAACAGCGACCCAACCCCUCCAGAACCUCUCCUUCAUCGACACCCAGCAGCAACGCGAUGAUGGCAGCACAAUGGACUUCGGCGGUCUCCGCCACGGCGCACACUCAGCAGACUUAUCUCCAGACAACAAAGCACUGUACAUAGCCGACAUAGGCCGAAACUGCAUAUGGACAUAUUCCGUCUCCUCCACCGACGGCACCCUAACCCUUGGCGAGAAAUUUAUAUCCCCACGCCCCAACGACGGACCUCGACAUGUUCACCCCCACCCAUCAGGCAAGUACGUAUACUCACUGCAAGAGCACACGAGUAUAGUCGACGUCUUCGCCACGAGCAAUGCAGGAGUCAAUUUGACGCACGUGCAAGGCGUGCGCAUCAUCCCGCCCGACGAGCACGAGAGCGACUACUGGGCCGACGAGGUCCGGACCUGUUUAUCCAAUGGCGACAAGCCACAGUAUUUGUACGCCAGCACACGCGGCCUAACGCCGGGAAAGAAAGGGUUUGUCGCAGUGUACAAGCUGCGUGAGGACGGCACGGUCGAUACAUCAGUGACAAGCCAUCCUGAGAUAGGGAAGGGCAACGAGCUUUAUGCGGGAUUGUUGUGCAUGUACCAGACGCCCACGAGCGGAGGAUGGGCGAACGCGAUCCAGCCGGGACCAACGAUCGACGGAAUCGAGUACCUCGCUUUGACGGACAGUGAGGAAGGUUAUGUCUUCGUACUGAGCUGGGAUGGAUCGCAUAUCAAAGAGGUGGCCAGAGCGAGACUGGAUGAAGGUGCUAGUACUGCGACGGCAGUAUGGCUGUAGGUCGAUUGGCGGAUAGAUACUCGUUACCCCUAAGAUUGACUGAGCUGGUAAGCUCUGUGUGCGGUAGUCCUUGCCCUUACAUCCACCAUGACAUUGGUAUUGAGUCUUUUAGACACAGUCAUUCGUGGCAUUUUCAUUACCAAAAUUCCUAUCAACAACAUUGGGCCUGCCGAGCCGGAAAGACCGACCACACGGCAAGAAAUUAAGCCAUCCAAAGUCAAGCCACGCCUAGUUAGCCUUCUCAGGGUCUGGAACAUCAUUUCUUGUACCAGUCAAACCGGUCAGACCGGUCAAACCGGUGGGACCAUUAGUCCUUGUUCGAGUCCUGCUCCUGAUCUGGGCAUCAU